AUGUCUCUAGCAUUUUCAUGGCGACAUGACACUGCUACAAAGGUCCAAAAACACAGGUGUGAGGUCGGCUGCGAGAGGCACUGCGUGGUGGGGCCGUGGUCCGCGUGGGGCGUGUGCACCCCGACCGACUGCACGGCUUCCCCUCCUCCGGCUACCCCUGGCUUCCAGCGCCGCCGCCGGGAGAUCGUGGUGACCCCGAGCUCCGGAGGCGCCGAGUGCCCGCCGCUGGAGGAGCAGAGCGAGUGCCACGAGGCCCAGUGCCACCAGUGGGUGCUCGGGCCAUGGUCCUCGUGCGAAAUGGACAACCUGGCCCACUCGUGCGGCCCGGGCCACCAGGCGAGGAAUGCCACUUGUCUCGACAGCGCCGGCGUGCCAGCGCCGACGGAGGAGUGCCGCGUGGAGCUGGGUCCGGCGCUGAGGGAGAGGGAGUGCCACGUGCCCUGCGCCUUCGACUGCGUGGUGGGGUCCUGGUCCGCGUGGUCGCCGUGCACACGCCCCUGCGCCAGCCAGCUCCAGGUCGGCUAUACGCAGCGCAACACGUCUGUGGUGGCGCCCCCGGGUCCAGGAGGCCUUUCGUGCCCCGCGCCCGACGAGCUCACCCAAGUGGAGACGUGCCGCGUGGAGCCGUGCGGAGGGGCGGCGUGGGUGGCCGGGGACUGGCGCCCUUGCACGCUCCCAGCCCGCGCCUCCUGUGGGCCCGGGCGGCAGACACGCCCACUCCUCUGCCGCGACCACUUGAACAACACGCUCCCGGCCUACAGGUGCGGAGGGCUGAGCCGCCCCAGCCUGGAGCGAGCCUGCGAGGUGUCCUGCGGCACGGCCUGCACGGUCACCUCCUGGAGCGAGUGGUCCCCGUGCCUCUCCCCCGACCCGUGCCCCAUGGAUGGAGUCCUCGUGUCCUCAGUGCAGCGGAGGUGGAGGCGAGUCCUGGUGGCCCCAAGCGACGGAGGUUCACCGUGCCCGCCCCUGGAUGAGGAGAGAGGCUGUGCCCACGCUCCCGUCACCUGCAGCGCCCACCACUGGAGGGCGGGUCCCUGGUCACGCUGUGCCCUGGCCGACGACGUGGAGUGCGGCCUCGGCUUCAGAGUCAGGCGAGUCGAGUGUCUGGACGCCGUAGGGAACGUGGUCGAAGCAACGCACUGCCUGCUGGGGGAUAAGAUGGUGCCCGAGAGUAGUGCAGAGUGUGAAGUGUCCUGUACUACCCCUUGCGUGACCUCGAUGUGGACGCCGUGGACCUCCUGCCCCGUCCACCCGCCCUGUGGACACUUUUCCUCCAGGACGAGGGAGCUCCUGGACGAGUCCGCCGACAACCCGCUUUGUCAGAGCCUCAUCCUGGAGGAGAAGGAAGCAUGCCAGUGCCACAGCUUCUACACGAGGCACUCCGGCGCGUGGUCGUCCUGCCUGGUGGGCGCGGGCAGCGAGGACGACUCCAAAGGAACGGGGAGCGCGGGCGUGUCUCCUCUGCUGGGGGCGGACAGCGGCUGGUGCGGCGUCGGCAGGAGGUACCGCGCCCUCCUGUGCAAUAGAGACGACGGGGUUCUGGCGCAUCCGAGCGCAUGCGGCCACGACGGGAUCGAGUCCGAGCCGUGCAUGGUGGAGUGCCCCUCGGACUGCCGCGUCGGGGCGUGGGGCGAGUGGAGCGCCUGCAACGCCUCGUGCGGAGCGGGAAUCCAGACCAGGAGGAGGGAGGUUGUGCAGCCGAGUCUGUGGGGCGGGCGACCUUGUCCGGAGAUUCGCGAGAUCCGUGCCUGCUGGGGAGAGUGCAGCUCGUCGUGGGUGCCAGGCGGGUGGACGGAGUGCCAGCUCGGACCCAAGCAAGACUGUGGAAGUGGCACCCAGACGAGAAGUGUCAGGUGCAUGCGAGAGGGCGCCACGGGCCUCGAGCUGGAGGUUCCCCCCGGGGAGUGCGACGCCACCGCUCAGCCGCCGCGCCAGCAGGCAUGCAGAGUGUCGUGUCCCGGAGAGUGUGUGGUGUCCUCGUGGGCUCCUUGGUCGCAGUGUCCGCAGGGCUGCCCCGGGAGGAGCCACCGCAGCCGCAGCCGCGAGGUGGUCCGUCGCCCCGUGGGGAACGUAGCCACCUGUCCGCAGCUGGUGGAGGAGGAGCCGUGCCUGAGGGGCGUGUCCUGCUGGCUUUACUCGUGGCACGUCGGGAACUGGACCUCCUGCGUGCCCUUGGGUCACUCCUCCUGCGGCGAGGGCGUCAGGAACCGGCCGGUCACUUGCAUUCGCUCCGGGGACAUCGCGGUGCCGGAGAGGUUCUGCCCGAGGGACACGCGCCCGACGCCGCAGGAGACGUGGUGUUACGUGGACUGCCCAAUCGACUGCGAGGUGACGCCCUGGACUCCGUGGGACGACUCCAAGUGCUCUUGUGGCGAGAACUCCGGCGAGAUGAUUCGCCACCGGUACCUGUCCGUCAACCCGAGUGAGUCAGGCCGCCCGUGCCCCGCCAACCUGCAGGAGUCACGCCCAUGCCCUGCUAUACCCUGCUACACGUGGGAGCGAGGCCCAUGGUCGCAGUGCAAGCUGGAGGGAGGCGAGUGCGGACACGGGUUCGUCGAGAGGAACGUAUCCUGCGUGGGUCCGGGAGGCCAGACGGUCGCGCCGCAGCUGUGCCUCGCGCUCGUCCACGUCGGGGGCCACACCUGGCCUUACCUGGCCCGGGCGCUCGAUCUCAAUACGAAGGACGGAUGCUAUGUUCCCUGCGAAGGAGACUGUGAGCUGACGGAGUGGACUUCAUGGUCGCAUUGUCACCGAGAUUGCUACAGAGGCCACCAGGGCGGGACGCAAACCAGAUCCCGAGCAGUGCUGACCGAAGGAACUCCCCAGCGGACCGACUCCAGGACCUCCUGCCCCGGCCCCCUGUGGGAGACCCGCCCCUGCCUCGCCGGCCCUUGCCUCAACUUCACGUGGGAGAUACGCAACGGCACCGUGGAAUGCGUGCGAGGGGACGGCCUCAUCGUGACAGGAGGCUGUGAGGGCACGCCGAGACCGUGUCUGCCAGAAUGCACUGUCCGCGGGGCCGUCUGCUCCGGCCUCGGCGCGUGCGUCUGCCAGUCGGGGCUCAGGCCGCGUUACUCCGAAAAGCAAAGAUUUCGUCUGACUGCUUGCGUGCCCGUUCUCAAUCUGACGUUCCCUUUGCCCCUCCCUCUGUCCGAAGCUAAAUACCUGCCAGAAGACAUAAACGUGUGGAUGUUCGCCAUGGUGGGCGUCGGCAGCGCCUUCGUGGUGUUCGUUGCCAUAUCCAUGUACCUUCUGUGCCAAAGCCCCCGGGAGCAGACCAGCACGCCCGUCACGCUGCGACGCCAAAAGACUCUUCGCCACCGCCCAGUGUGAGCCAGAAAAGAUAUUGUAGCAACUAGAAUAGAUGCUGUUCGGUUUUCUGUGGCCGAGAUACACGCAGCUCACAGAUAAUCCAAACACUAAAAUGCCCAAGACUUUGUUGCUGUAGUUAUGUAAAGUCUUUUUUUAUGUAACAAAGUCGUGUAAGAUGUUACCGAGGGGAGGUUGGCCGUGAGUGGCUGUCAUGAUCGUUGAGUAAUAAUAUUGAGGAUCAGUAUUCACGAAAGAAGUUGGCCUAUCAGCUGUGAAAGAGGGUGAGGUUUGUGGAACGCGAGUGACAUUUUACAUAGAGCAAAGAGAGGAUUUGGCUGCUAACUUAGCUUAAUACUCUUUGGACAAUGAAGAAAGGGAAUGUAGUGUAAAAAUCCUGCAAUGUAGAGUUGCAAUCACCCAUGCAAGUCACGAGCAUGGGAUGAAACGAAAUAAGUGUGUUUACAUUCCUUCUUUUAUAUGUCAUAACUUCACCCAUUCUUGUCAUUUUCCAUGUUGCAUUUCGAAAGCACGACUUGGUUUGAUUAAAGUUCGGUUUUAGAUCAUGUGUUGGGAGAUAUGUGUGUUUGAUUCAUAAAACUAGUGCAACUCACAAUGAGACAGUGUUAUGAAGAAAAAAAAAUGUAUGACCCUGUGUGUGCAUCUAUUGCAUGUGUACAAAACCUCUCAAACAAAACAAAUACAAUAAAAUAAACAUUAAGUUUUGUAUAAUACAUCCAGAGUCCCACAGUCUCAGGAUAUAUAAAUGAUAAAGUCAGUAAAACCGGAAUGGUCUCAUAUUAUCCUUUGUGUUACCGUUAGCUUUACAAUUUUAAUUUUAGUUUAUGUAUCUGUCAUUGGUAGUGUUAAUGAUGAAGAUAAGAGCAAUGGCAUAUUAUCAACUUUUCAUAUGAUUAUCAUUAUUGCUAUCAUUAGCAGCAGUAUUGCCAUUAUACUAUUAUUAUCAUUACCAUU
This is a messenger RNA of Penaeus chinensis, 4284 nucleotides long. Its product is annotated as thrombospondin type-1 domain-containing protein 7B-like. The coding region runs from base 1 to 3333 and encodes 1110 amino acids. NCBI's taxonomy places the organism in Eukaryota, Metazoa, Arthropoda, Malacostraca, Decapoda, Penaeidae. The record is from RefSeq and is a predicted model, not a curated record. The transcript has 22 exons.